This is a messenger RNA of Pyricularia oryzae 70-15, 5944 nucleotides long. Its product is annotated as copper-transporting ATPase 1. Gene Ontology annotation, biological process: copper ion homeostasis; monoatomic cation transport. The transcript has a single exon. The record is from RefSeq and is a predicted model, not a curated record. Lineage: Eukaryota; Fungi; Ascomycota; Sordariomycetes; Magnaporthales; Pyriculariaceae. Gene Ontology annotation, molecular function: ATP binding; ATP hydrolysis activity; P-type divalent copper transporter activity. Gene Ontology annotation, cellular component: membrane. Bases 841 to 4455 code for a protein of 1204 amino acids.
CCAGAGUUGAAACCAGCAAAAUUUGCGCAAAACUACUAGAAUCUUCAGGUAAGGGCCAGAAGAGCUCAGACUUUUCUUCAAGACAGCAAGGACUGCCAGUUUCUUUGAGUGCAUCUACGUUUGUUGUCAUAUUCAUCAACGCAGAGUCAACUAAACCUCCGAGAUACACCGUCUCAAGUGUUGACCAGAAGAAGUUUUCGACUGCUUGGUGCCACUGUCACACGCGGCAAAGUGCUGCUGCUUCCUAUUGAGAAUCACUUCUUUUCGUUAUACACACUUUUAGUUUGUUUCACUGCGUAUUCGCACUAGCUGUCGUCGGCUUGUUCCUUUAAACGAGCUCUUGGCUUUCAAGGUUCUAGUUCUUUUUGUCGUUGGCCAGAAUCUGCACCGUCAAUAUACACGCCACACUCAGCCGAAGUGCGACCCGCAACCGUUCCGCUUUAUCAAAGCCAAAGACUUCAGUUAAUUGGAAAGACAACCGGGAAUCGUCGUGAGACAUAUCGAUUUUGGCAAGCAUCAGGAUACCCCUCAACCUGCUGUCAACCUCGAUCUACCAGUUGAUGGGCUCCAUCAACUUCAGCCUGAUAUCAGCCCGAGGUAUCCACGCCAACAUCUGCCGGUCCGAGUUUCCACCCCGGCUGUCUUUUAAAAUCCGAAUACUAAAGAAGACACCAUACCAAGGCUGGAGUCGGCAUAGACCAGCAUCAACAUCCAGAAGCAAUCCUAAACGGCUACUCUGGAAUAUCAUCCGCGGGAUCUGAAUCAAACACCGGGGCAACUUCUAGUGGUGUCUCGUGCGCCGAUCUACCCGGAACAAGCCACCCAGAGCCACCGCACACCAUGGCUCCGUCAGACACGAGGCAGUCUCGGCCUCCUACGGAACCUGCCAUAACAUCUUUUUUAUUGGGCAAUUUACACUGCCCGACAUGCGUCUCGGCCAUCAAAGAAGUCCUGCAUGCGUCGUGCAGAGACAAGAUCAGGUGGGUGUCGCCCAACAUUGUGACGGCUGUUGUUACCGUUGAACACGACUUGGAUGCCCCAAUCAGCACCAUGGCCGCCGAACUUUCGAGAGCAGGGUUUGAAAUUUGCGGUGUAACAACCUCCGCAGGUGACAGAACGACCCAGGAGGCACACCUCGACGCGGAAGCGGCAACUGCAGCUGUUAACAUCUGCAGUAAGGAAACUACCAGCAGUCGACAUAAAGGGAAACAGCCUGCCGCGUCAUCCUGGCUUAGGUCACCACUCUUUGGCUCGAGACCCUCUCAUAUCGAUGCGCACUUGAAGAACUGCGAGGAGUGCCGCGGAAAGGGUGCAGACUUCGCUGCUAGGCCUGAUCCGCUCCCUAGUGCACAGGAGACGACCCGGAACUUGGGUGUUGUCAUACGGCCCCCAGCUCCGUCAAGGGCCAGGAGCAACAACGGCGAAUCAUCUUCAUCUUCAGCAUCGUCAUCGGCUUCUUCAUCACCACCAAUCAUGUCUAUCGAGUCUUUUGCUUCGCCAAAUCUUGAGGAUGCGCCAAUAUGGAGGGCCACUGUUGCCAUUGGUGGCAUGACAUGCGCCGCAUGCUCGAAUGCAAUCACAAAAGAGCUUAGCAAAAGAGAUUGGAUAUCCAAUAUUGCCGUUAAUCUCAUCACCAACAGUGCGACUGUCGACUUUGCAGACCGAAGCAAAGCUGACAAGAUUGUGGACGAGAUCGAAGACCUUGGAUACGAUGCCGCGAUCGAUACCAUUACAAACUUGAAGGAGGAGAAGACGGAGCAAGAAGAACGGACUGUGGAGAUCUCGGUGGAUGGCAUGUACUGCGACCACUGCCCUCGACGGACAAUUCAGAACCUGGAGACCUUUGGCCUGCGAUACAAUCUUCGUGUGGAUCGGGAGCCGACACAUCAACAUCCCAUCAUGAAGGUUACAUACGUACCAAGUUCUCCUGACUUUACGAUACGUCGAAUUCUUGCCUCGAUCGAGGCUAGCGACCCGGCAUUCAAAGCUUCUAUAUACCACCCGCCGACACUCGAAGAGCGAUCCAAGGAGAUCCAAAGAAAGCAUCUAAGACAAAUCUUUUACAGGGUCAUAUUUACCGGGAUACUUUGCAUUCCAACAUUCGUACUGGGUAUCGUCUACAUGACCCUUUUGCCAGACAGCAAUGUGGAAAAGCACCAUCUGAUGAUGCCCUGGGUUGCGGGUAUCAGUCGACUUCAAAUAGCACUGUUCAUCCUGGCGACCCCGGUCUACUUCUUCGCCGCCGACAUGUUUCACUUGCGAGCGUUCAAGGAGAUCUGGACCCUCUGGAAGCCUGAAUCCCGGACACCAAUUCUCCAACGCUUCUACCGGUUCGGGAGCAUGAACACACUGAUGUCUCUGGGCACCACUAUUGCCUACGUCAGCUCCACGAGCCAGCUGAUUGCGGCUGCAGUCUACAGGCCCAAGGAAAUCAACGAUGCCAAUUUCUACUUUGACGCCGUCGUUUUCCUGACUUUCUUCUUGUUGCUCGGCCGGCUCAUUGAGUCCUACAGCAAAUCCAAGACUGGCGAUGCCGUUGAGGCCCUUGCCAAAUUGAGACCGACCACUGCCAUCCUCGUCGAGCAGAGUACAGACAUGCAUGGCCAAAGACACACCGAGGACAUUGUCGUCAAAACGGAGCUUCUGGAUUUCGGAGACCUCGUCCGAAUCCCACACGGCACAUCACCGCCAGCCGACGGAAUCAUUGUACAAGGCGCUACCAGCUUUGAUGAGUCGAGUCUAACAGGAGAGUCACGACCGAUCAAGAAGGGACCAGGCGAGGAGGUCUAUGCCGGCACAGUCAACAAAGCUGGACCUGUGGUGAUACGCAUAACGGGCGUAUCUGGCAACUCCAUGCUGGAUCAGAUUGUCCGCAUCGUACGCGAGGGCCAGACUAAACGAGCGCCGAUGGAGCAGUUUGCCGACAUCCUGACCACGUACUUUGUGCCGUGCAUCACUCUUGUGGCUGUUGUCACCUGGUUGGUGUGGCUCUCGGUUGGUCUUUCGGGCGUGAUCCCAGGGCACUUUUUGGAUGUAACGUCCGGCGGAUGGGUUUCAUUCUCCCUUCAGUUUGCCAUAUCAGUCUUUGUUGUUGCGUGCCCCUGCGGCCUGGCGCUUGCGGCCCCAACCGCCAUCUUUGUAGGCGCUGGUCUCGCAGCCAGGUAUGGUAUUCUUGCCAAGGGUGGUGGCCUCGCAUUUGAGACGGCUAGUCGGAUCGAUUGUGUCGUGUUCGACAAGACUGGCACCUUGACAAUGGGUGGGGAGCCCAAGAUUACAAACUCCAAAUUUCUAGAUGGCGAGAAGGGAGAGUUCGUGGUUCCCACGCCCCUUAUCAUGGCUGCCCUGAAGGCCAUUGAGGAGAACAGCAGUCAUACCAUAGCCAAGGCCAUCGUUUCGUAUUGCUCACUCCAGCCCCUCCCAACCGGCCAAGUCGAGGAUCUUCAGGAGAUACCUGGCAAGGGAAUGCGUGCAGUCUUCACACCGAAUGAUGGCUCUGCGGCAUUUGAAAUGAUUGUGGGGAACAAGGCCCUGAUGGAGCAGUUCUCUGCUACCGUGCCUCUUUCCCUUGACGCGACGUUAGCCAGGUGGACAGCAGGUGCCAACUCGAUUGCCCUCGCAGCUGUCAAACCAAUAUUGGACAAGCAAAUCGUGGAUCCAGAGUCGAUAGCAGAGUCUACAUAUUCGAUUCGAGGCGCACUCGCAAUCUCGGACCCGAUCCGGCCCGAGUCGGCAGCCGUGAUCGCUGCACUUCAGUCCCGAGGCAUCCAGGUGUACAUGCUGUCCGGAGACAAUGCAGCAACAGCGCGGGCAGUCGGCAACAGACUGGGGAUUGACGUCGAGCAUGUUCUGGCCGAGGUGCUACCUGCACAAAAGGCUGACAGGAUCAAAUAUCUUCAAAGCACUCUCAAGGCGCAGAUUGGCCACAAGAAGGAAUCUACGACUAGGCGAGCCAUUGUGGCCAUGGUUGGCGAUGGAGUAAACGAUGCACCAGCGUUGGCACAGGCGGACGUUGGCGUGGCUAUCGGAUCUGGAUCAGACGUUGCCAUCUCGAGCGCCGGGUUUGUGCUGGUCAAGAGCGACCUUCGUAACGUUCUCACGCUGCUGGAGCUUUCAAAGGCCGUGUUCCGUCGCAUCAAGCUAAACUUUGGCUGGGCGCUGUUCUACAAUGUCCUGGCCGUCCCUGUCGCCGCCGGCGUGCUUUACCCAGUCGUAGGACCGGGAGGCCAGCACGUGCGGCUUGACCCAGUGUGGGCGGCGUUGGCGAUGGCCUUGAGCAGCAUCAGCGUCGUUAUGAGUUCGCUUCUGCUGCGAUCACGGCUGUGGAUUUUCGGAUUCAGGCCGAGCAUGGUGGAAGUGGCCGAAGCGGAGAGACAGGAAGAGGAGCGGGCUGGGGAUGAUGCUAGCAGUGACAGAGUGGUGGUGAUCUCUUCUGAGAUUAAUGAUGAUAAAAUCUGAAUUCAUCGAGCGUGGAGGGACUUUCUUUUGUCUGCUGCGUCCUGAACGGACUUUCUUUUCUCUCUCUUUUAUUUGGCAUUUGACCACAACACCCUUGGUACAUAAACCAAGGAUACAUUGUUUUAAUAGUAACGAUGCCUAUCAUGCUUUUUUUGUUUUCGGCCCGUUUGUCACAAGUGUCCUUUAGAGUGAAUAUGCUUGCGCUGCAUCACAGUCCGCAAGAAAAGGCGUCAAAUACCCGUCCCAAAACAAAUCAGGGGCUUCCCAGAACGGAGCAUGGCCCAAGCCAGGAAUCCGGUGGCACUCGCCCUUCCACAGAUUCCUGAAGCGGAUACCAUCCACAUAGUCCAGGUUGACAAACGGCUCCUCGGCCCCGUUGACCACGGCGCACAGCACGUCGCUCGCCCCGACGAUGCCGACCUGGUCCGACAGCUCUCCAGCGAAGGCGUUCUCCGCCAUGACGCGCCUCGCCCGCCCGUCGGUCCGCCGCGCCCCGUCCGCCAUCCACUGCUCCCGCGGCGGCCCGUGGCCCGCCACCGUCAGCGUCUCCACCAUCUCGUCCGUCAGCUCCUCGGCCGCCAGCGCAAAGAAGGAAAUCUCGCUCAGCGCGUCCCGCCCGCCCCGACCAACCUCGCCCCUCCGGCUCUCCCGCGCAGAUGCGCACUCCCCGGCACCCGGCGAGAAGCCCGCUUUGAACUGCGCCGCGUUGCCGAGCGGCGGCGUCCCCACCAGCAUGAUGCCCGCGAUGGCGAUCUCGCUGGUGGGCGGCGGUGACGGGGCGGGGGAUGUGCCGGGUAGAGGUCCCGUGCCGAGGCUGGCGGCGCGGUCGGCCAGGCUGGACGGCGCCAGCAGCGGGAUCAGCUCGAUGGCGACGUGGCCGCCCAGGCUCCAACCGAGCACGGCGACGCGGCCGCGGAUGUUCAGGGCGGCCAGCGCGUGGGCGGCCACGGCGGCGUAGCCCGGUUGGGUGUAGACGCGCUGGUGCUCGGCGGUGGCGUUGCCGGAUCGGCCGUGGCCUGGGUAGUCGAGGGCGACGACGCGGGAUACGCCUGGUGGUGGAGGGCGGGAGAGGAUGUGGGUGAAGGCGAGGGAGCUGGAGGAGUUUCCGUGGAGGAGGAGGAGGGUCAGGUCGGUUGGGUGAGGAGGUGUGGUGGUGGGGUCGGGUUGGAGGAUGGUUGCGGAGAUGGGGCACCAGGGUGUUGGGAUUGUUUGGGUUUGGGGAGUGGGCAUUGUUGGUCUUUCUUUGGUCUUAGGGGUUGUGUGGUGGGAUUAGAGGGGUGGGAGAUGUAUCCAAGUCGGGUGUGGGAAAGGUAGGAUGGCAGAUAAAUAAAUGAGCGAACUAUAUUUACAUAUCAGACGAGCAAUGAUAUCUCAUGUAUUGGCUAGGUUAGAUCUGCUGCAACGGUAGAUAUGUAAGGAAGGCGCCUGGUUGCAUUCUUGAAAAGUAAACCCGAUAAUAGAAAGCUACCAAUCAAAUAAAAUCAGCGAA